AUGGACUCGUCGUCCUCUCUUCCUCUGCCUCCAGCUCCAGAGAUUCCUUCAGCAUUUACAGCAAGUUUCAAGAGUUGGUGGCAUGUUGGCGAGAAACAGGCUGCAAUCAGCGAAGAGCGGCUCUUGCGCCGUCUCCCAUUCUUCAACUCAUCUACCUCAGAUUCACCCGUCGUUGCCACCUCCACUAGAGUUGAUCUUCACACCUCAAAGCAAUACCUCAACACUCUCUCCAUGGUCUCUACAUCUCCUUCCCCAGGUGCACCCCCACCUGCAGUCAUGCUUCAUGGCUACGGCGCCGGCCUCGGCUUCUUCUUUAACAACUUCGCUCCUCUGGCACAGUGGGCUGGCAGGCGUGGCUCGGCUGUGUACGCCCUCGACUGGUUAGGCAUGGGUCGUUCGGCACGUGUUCCAUUCACCGUCAAGGCCAAGCGUGAUGAUGUCUCUGCCCGCGUCCACGAGGCAGAGUCAUUUUUUAUAGACUCCUUGGAGGAGUGGAGAGCCAAGAUGGGGUUGGACAGUAUGACUCUUAUCGGACAUUCAUUGGGCGCCUAUCUCAGCGUGGUUUACGCGUUGCGCCACCCAGAAAGAGUGAACAAGCUCAUACUCCUCUCACCUGCUGGUGUUCCUCGCGGCCCAAAUUUCACAGAACCGUCAAGAGAAUUGACUGACCACGGUGACGGGCAAGAAGACGAGAACGCUUCUGCCACUCCAACGAGGCCAAGGGAGCUUUCAUCCGUAGAGCGAGCUUCGCGUCGGAGGAUCAGCCAUAUUCGUGAUGAACAAAAAGAGAACAAGAAACAAGAAAGUCGCACUCGUCGUCUCUUCACGUAUCUAUGGGAGGAAGGCUGGAGUCCAUUCCAGGUCGUCAGAUCAACAUUGUUUUGGGGACCCAUGUUGAUUGGCAAGUACUCCUCUCGUCGUUUCUCCGGUCUAACGGACGAAGACACACGAGACAUGCACGAUUAUAUCAUGAACAUCACCCUAGCGAAAGGCUCUGGAGAAUAUUGCAUAUCACAUUUAUUAGAACCGGGUGCACAUGCACGGAUGCCCAUUGUGGAUCGGAUAGAUGCCCUCAAGAUUCCCGUCACUUUUGUUUAUGGUGAUCACGACUGGAUGGACCCUAUAGGUGGUCAACAGAGCGUCGAGCGACUAAGACAAGCCGGGAACGGUCAGGGUAGGAUGUACAUCGUCAACAAUGCUGGUCAUCAUGUGUAUCUGGAUAACACGAGGGCGGUCAACGAACUUCUUAUCAAGGAAUUGGAACGUCCUACUUCAAAAUUCAAUGACAUACCCGCACAAGAUGAACUGUAA
Messenger RNA from Laccaria bicolor S238N-H82, 1311 nucleotides. RefSeq lists its product as uncharacterized. Gene Ontology annotation, biological process: cardiolipin acyl-chain remodeling. The record is from RefSeq and is a predicted model, not a curated record. Gene Ontology annotation, cellular component: mitochondrial inner membrane. The transcript is spliced from 5 exons. Lineage: Eukaryota; Fungi; Basidiomycota; Agaricomycetes; Agaricales; Hydnangiaceae. Gene Ontology annotation, molecular function: A2-type glycerophospholipase activity. Bases 1 to 1311 code for a protein of 436 amino acids.